AUGCCAUCCCCGAGCUCAUCAUCCCCCACCAGCACGCAGCGGCCCCCAAUGAAACUCAGCAAUGCCUCGCGAUCGGCAAUCUACGAAACGUUGCUUGCAAGCAGCGUCAACGGACAGCUGUCGCAUGGGGCGCUUGAACACACAGCUCGAAUCUUUCAGUGUCAUGCAAAGACGAUAUCACGUGUGUGGGCCCGUGGGCGGCUCUCUCUCCGCGACGGCAGGACGGCGGCGGACGUGUCGUCAAAAUUCAAAGGAAAUUCAGGACAGAAACGUCGACGAUCCGACGACGUAAUCGAACAAGCAGUCAAGGCCGUGCCCCACUUCGCUCGGCAGACCAUGCGUUCUCUGGCUGCACAGAGUGGUGUCCCCAAGACCACGAUUAUUCGGCACAUGAAGAACGACAAAACUCUCAAGGCCAAGUCCAACUACUCGAAGGCCUACCUCACGGACGCCAACGCCGUCCAUCGCAUGCAAUACGCCAUGGCCUUUCUCAGUCCGUCGCCAAAUCGAUUCAUUUUUGACAGCAUGUACCAAACGGUACAUAAUGACGAAAAAUGGUUCUUUUUGACGACUGCCAAGAAGCGUGUUUACGUCUACGCGGAUGAGGAGGUUGCCUUGCGUGCGCUGAAGUCUAAGCGCUUCAUAACAAAGGUUAUGUUUUUAGCCGCAGUCGCCCGACCGCGGUUUGACCACAACAAGGGCAGCAUGUUCAGCGGGAAGAUCGGCGUUUGGCCCUUCGUGGAACAAGUCGUUGCCCAGCGAAAUAGUCGCAAUCGCCCCAAGGGAACUGUGCUGUUGGCGCCACAAGCCGUGACGGCUGAAGUGUAUCGCACAAUGAUUUUGGACAAGGCUGGAACCAAGAAGAACUUUACCGAUACCCAGCGACAGCACCUUCUCCAACACCUCCUCAAGAAGAAGAAUUCUGGCCGGAAGCUCAAAUAUAAGAGCCUCGCUGAACAGCUGCGAAAAGUACCAAAAGCAAGACGUACUACGCUCAAGUCCAUCUCGAAAGCAAUGGGACUACCUGCGUCCACGUUGCAUGACUACUACAAACGGGGUGUCUUCGCAAAGUACUCUAGCCACAUGAAGCCCUUGCUGACCCCCACGAACCAAGCCGCGCGUUUGAAGUGGGAUCUUGACUUCGUCCACAAGGACAAUGGGAGCUUGUCUUGGACGACGUCAUGGACUAUGUUCAUGUACAUGAGAAGUGGAUACCUUGCCCCAGGCGAGAAGCCACCACACUUGUCCUGCAAGUCGAAACAUUUCAUCCAGAAGGUGAUGUUCUUGUCUGCGGUGGCCCGCCCGCGCUGGAUCCUACAAGACAGUGCUGGUUCGAUGGCAAGAUCGGUACCUGGCACUUUACCACCCCGAAACCCCAAGACUGAGACCGCUAAGAACACGAGUCGAAACCGCCCAGCAGGCCCUCCUGUGAUGAACCCUGUCACCGUGACACGGGACGUUUACCGGCGCAUGCUCGUCGACAACGUCAUCCCUGCUAUUCGUGCCAAGUGGCCCUCUGCACCAACAACCGUGAAGAUCCAGCAGGAUAAUGCGAAGCCACACGUACUGGUUACCGGCCCCGUGGUUGAAGCUGCGUGCCGUCAAGACGGCUGGUCAAUGUCUGUCGUCUGUCAGCCGCCCAACUCCCCUGACGUCAAUGUCUUGGACCUUGGAUUCUUCCGGGAAAUCCAGUCCCUGCAAGCAGAGCAUCAUUCAAAGACGGUUGAAGACAUCGUCGUGGCCACCUUGAAGGCGUGGGACUUGGUUGAGCCGAGCACGUUGGGCCGCAACUUCUCUACGCUGCAGUCCUGCUGUCAGGAGAUCAUUCGUGUCGGUGGCAAUAACAACUACAAGAUACCGCACAUGCACAAGUCUAAGCUGAUGGUUCAAGGGAAGCUGAUGGUUCAAGGGAAGUUGCCCAACAUGCUGUUGUGUGACCGUGACGUUUGGUCCGAUGAAUGUGCCAAGCUGGGCAGCGUUGACUUCAACAGUCUGAUGCGUACUCACAGGCUGAGGUUAAUGCGAGCCUGGAAAUGA
Messenger RNA from Aphanomyces astaci, 2037 nucleotides. RefSeq lists its product as hypothetical. Gene Ontology annotation, molecular function: nucleic acid binding. The transcript has 4 exons. Bases 1 to 2037 code for a protein of 678 amino acids. NCBI's taxonomy places the organism in Eukaryota, Oomycota, Saprolegniomycetes, Saprolegniales, Verrucalvaceae. The record is from RefSeq and is a predicted model, not a curated record.